CUGGGUGUCCUGCUGCGUGUCCUGCUGCGUCCUCCGCCCCUCCGCCCCUCGCCCCUCGCCGCCGCCUCCCGCUCCCCCACGUCUGCCAUGCUGGCCCUGCGCUGCAGCCACCGCCUGCUCGGCCUGCUCCCCGGCCCGCGCUGGGCGCCCCUGCGCCUCCCGGCAGCCCGCGCCUGCAGCGGCGGCCGCGACUCGUCUCCUUCGUCCACGGGGAACCCGCUGGUGUACCUGGACGUGGACGCUGACGGGCAGCGGCUCGGCCGCGUGGUGCUGGAGCUGAAGGCCGAUGUGGUUCCCAAGACAGCAGAGAACUUCCGAGCCCUGUGCACUGGCGAGAAGGGCUUUGGCUACAGAGGGUCUACCUUUCACAGGGUAAUCCCGUCCUUCAUGUGCCAGGCCGGCGACUUCACCAACCACAAUGGCACAGGCGGCAAGUCCAUCUACGGGAGCCGCUUUCCCGAUGAGAACUUCACACUGAAGCAUGUGGGGCCAGGUGUCCUGUCUAUGGCCAACGCAGGCCCCAACACCAAUGGCUCCCAGUUCUUCAUUUGCACCAUAAAGACAGACUGGCUGGACGGCAAGCACGUGGUGUUUGGCCACGUCAAGGAGGGUAUGGAAGUGGUAAAGAAGAUUGAGGCUCUGGGCUCCAGGAGUGGCAAGACAUCCAAGAAGAUUGUCAUCUCGGACUGCGGCCAGCUGAGCUAAUCAUCAGCCUCCGGCACCCGACACAGGCACCAGGGUGUGUCGGCUCACAGGCAGAUGUGCCCGUGUCCGGAAGGGCUGUCUGCAAUCUUUCCACUGGUCGCAGGCCACCACUCAUGGCUCCCGACAUCCUCCAGCAUCCGCCCCUCCUCUGUUUUAGGGGGCAUCCAUCCAGGAUAUUGUGUCACCUGCCUGCUCACCUCCUCUUCCAGCUUUGCCUGCU
Messenger RNA from Ochotona curzoniae (black-lipped pika), 925 nucleotides. RefSeq names its product peptidylprolyl isomerase F (gene PPIF). Lineage: Eukaryota; Metazoa; Chordata; Mammalia; Lagomorpha; Ochotonidae. Gene Ontology annotation, cellular component: mitochondrion. The record is from RefSeq and is a predicted model, not a curated record. The transcript is spliced from 8 exons. Gene Ontology annotation, biological process: regulation of mitochondrial membrane permeability involved in programmed necrotic cell death; protein peptidyl-prolyl isomerization; protein folding. Bases 88 to 705 code for a protein of 205 amino acids. Gene Ontology annotation, molecular function: peptidyl-prolyl cis-trans isomerase activity.